Messenger RNA from Alternaria incomplexa, 1578 nucleotides. RefSeq lists its product as uncharacterized. The transcript is spliced from 6 exons. Bases 1 to 1578 code for a protein of 525 amino acids. Lineage: Eukaryota; Fungi; Ascomycota; Dothideomycetes; Pleosporales; Pleosporaceae. Gene Ontology annotation, molecular function: oxidoreductase activity. The record is from RefSeq and is a predicted model, not a curated record.
AUGAACGGCUUACGAACGCAAGCGCGGGCGCGAUUUCUGUCAGAGCAGAAGUUCAAGCAAGGUGCCGAAUUACACGAUGCUAGAAUUUCGCUAUUGACCGUGGCGCAAUAUACGAAAGCAGAGACAACUGUCAAACUGACAGAUGCUUAUGGGUCCCAGACGUCUGAGAUCUGUGACCAGAUCAACAAACCUAUUCCCAAGAACGGCGACGAGACGGCAACAGCAUCCAUGCGGCUGAUAAGCUUGGAGCGCGAUUUCGACGGAGUCCUUUCCAUCGACCAGCGAACUUUUCUGGACAUCUUUGACGACUUCGGCGAGCUGCAGGCAGGUUAUCUCCAGGAACGUGGCCGUACGCAGCAGGCUGUAUGGGACGGGCCAAAGGUCAUACAGCCAAGCUUCGGCAUCUACUGGGCUGCCUCUCUACCGACUACUGCGGCAGUACUUCUGAUCUGGCAUUGGAUGUCAUCCGAGCAAACCAUCUUCGCUAAGGGAUGGGCGUGGAUCAAAUCCGCAAGGCUCGAGAGCGACCAGAAUGUUGACGUAGAGAAGGCUCGAAAUGAGUUGGAAAAAACCAAGAUGCCUCUCAUCGCGCAGAACCCCAAAGACCGAGUCAUCCUCGGAUUGAUGACAUUCGGUCCCGACGAGACCAGUGGCGCACGCAUCACAGAAUUCGAUGAAUUCACCAAGCAUCUCGACUACUUCCAAUCCCAGGGCUACGAUGAAAUUGACACAGCCCGCAUGUAUGUUGGCGGCAAGCAAGAGGCAUGGACGCGCCAGGCGGGGUGGAAGGACCGCGGCUUUACUCUCGCCACCAAGGUGUAUCCUUACGAGGCUGGCGUUCACAAGCCCGACAGGCUGAAGGAGCAUUUCGAGACUAGUCUCAAAGAGCUGGGGGCGGACUGCGUGGACAUCUUCUACCUGCACGCGCCAGACCAUUCCGUGCCAUUCGAGGAGACACUUGGUGCUGUGAAUGAGCUGCACAAGCAGGGAAAGUUCGUCAAUUUGGGUCUUUCCAACUUCGCUGCGUGGGAGGUUGCGGAGGUAUACAACAUUUGCAAGGAGCGGGGUUGGGUGAAGCCGACCAUCUACCAAGCGAUGUACAACGCUAUCACUCGUGCCAUCGAACCCGAGCUCAUCCCAGCUUGCCGCAAGUACGGCAUCGACAUCGUAAUCUACAACCCCCUAGCCGGCGGUCUCUUCUCCGGCAAGAUCAAAUCCAAAGACAUCAAGCCCGACGAAGGCCGUUUCGGCACGAAAGCAGACCGCGUCGGCAGCAUGUACCGCGACCGAUACUUCAAAGACGCCACUUUCCAAGCUCUGAAGAUCGCUGAAGAUGCUGCGCAGAAGCACAACCUGACCCUGCUCGAGAUUGCGCUGCGAUGGUGUAUCCACCACUCUGAGUUGAAGACCAGAGUUAAGGGUGGGAAUGACGGUGUGAUCAUUGGUGUUAGCAGCUUGAAGCAGCUGGAGGGUAAUCUGGCGGAUUUGGAAAAGGGCCCGCUGCCGGAUGAUGUUGUCAAGGCGUUGGACGAGGCUUGGAUGGCGGCUAAGGCUACGGCGCCGACUUACUUCCGGUAG